Messenger RNA from Caenorhabditis briggsae, 2763 nucleotides. Bases 1 to 2763 code for a protein of 920 amino acids. Gene Ontology annotation, molecular function: zinc ion binding. The record is from RefSeq and is a predicted model, not a curated record. The transcript is spliced from 5 exons. NCBI's taxonomy places the organism in Eukaryota, Metazoa, Nematoda, Chromadorea, Rhabditida, Rhabditidae.
AUGAUUCUUAGUAGAGUUACACUAGUUUUGGCCACCAAUGAUCCGAUGCCAUCGACUAGUAGACAACAUCGUGAAACGGAUUUCCCGGAAUUGAGUGGCAAACUGACGGGCAGGAAGGAGAAGGGUAGACGUAGCGCGGUGGCCGACCGCCAUGCUCGCCAGGCCGCUAAGGCUGGCGCAUUUCUCGUCAAGACCAUCGACGAUCCGAACCACGUGCUCGGAAAGAAGCGCAAGGAGCGUGUUGCUUCGGAGAGCCACGACGGCAUCAACUCAAACGUCGUCUACUCAAUGAAUAAGAACAAACGUUGGGAAGCGUUGGAGGCUGAAGCAACGUGGGAGACCACGGGUAGUGAUGGCAAACAAUCGUUGCCUGUUCAGAUUGUCGAACGUGUCUUAACCGCAAAAGUUCAAUAUUUCUCUUUUCUUUCAGACACAGUCGACAAUGUGGUGUCGUUGACAGAAAUAGACAAGAACGGAGAGGUUGUGCGCCAUGAGACCGCUGGCGGUAAAGGAGCCAACCUACAGACACUUCUUGUCACCGGCACCACCCAUAACACCAAGAAGACGAGGAAAUCACGAAAGGAAUCGGAAGCGUCGACGACUUCCGACAGUUCGGAAGCUUCGUUGGAUGAAAACGGAGAGCCGAAGGUUCAGUACACCAUCUACAAGCCACAUAAGAAUCACAAAGUGCUUGCUGGCAAGCUAUUCAACAGAAAUUAUAACACACGUAAAGCAGUGAAGACUCGCCAGAAUCUGAAACGUCUCGAUCGGGAUGAGAUGUCCAUUUCGGUUGAUGAGUUGAAUCAGAGUGUUCAUAUUGAGGAAGCCUACAUGUACAAACCAAGUCGCGACUUCAGAUUCUGUCUGGGAGACUACAUCACUCCAGAAUCCUGCACCACCAAACCAGUCUUUGUUCGACGAUCGAGCAUCGAGAGUGUGCAACCGUCUGAUCCAGCAGUCAUCACUUUCGACGAUAGCGAGGACGAGUCAACUGGACCAUUGAAUGUGGUCGAUAUCUCACAAGUUCUUCGUGCUCCACACACAUUUGAAUGGGCUCUUCUUGAUGUUUCUGAAUGGAAAGAAAUCGAGAAACAAGUUGAGGAUAUGAAGAGUGACAACAAAGUUUAUGUUCAGUGGCUUGAUGCUGAUCACCUUCGUUUUUCAAUUGAUGCUUCUCAUUUGGUUCUCGGAGAGACACAGCCACAUGGUGCAUCGGUUCUCAUGAUUGUCAUCGAGAGAGCCAUGCUCGCCAGGAAGGAACAUCUCAAAGUUCUUCUAAACUCGGAUAUUGCUCCAUCUGGACCAUUCUCAUGGCAGAUCCUUAGAGGUCUUCUGAAGCAUGCUAACAGUCUUCAGGAUAUUGUGAACAUCCUCUCGACAUUGGUUGCUGAAUGGAAGGAAGGAAGUAUUGUUGCUCCAGAAUGCAUCGAUGUUCAUCGUUCGCAGAAAAGUCGUUUUGAACUGAAACGCGAUUUGUUCCAACCAGCAUUUAACAGUAUGAUGUUGGCUACUCCAGCUCAAGUGAUGAGUGCUGAGAAGAUGGCUUCAAUCCUUCGUGACGAGGCAAUGAACACCGAAGAACAGGAAGAGAAAUUUGAACGAAUCGACUUCGAGACCGAUGAUUUUGAUUUCGAAGACGCUGACGAGGAGAAGGAACCAGCUCUUGAGAAGCUGAAAUGUGCCACCUGCGACUGCACCAAAAACUCGGAACUCUUUGAGUUGGAUGACAGCUGGCAAUGCCGUGAAUGUCUUUGCAAGCACAUCAUCGACCAGAUCCGUGCCAAAUGCAUUCCAUUAGAAAUUCCAUUCGUUCUCGGAGAGGGACAAUCUGCUUAUGACAUCCUUCCAGCUAUUAUCCCACUUCCACUUCUCAACUUUUACACCAAAAUCGCAGCCACUGAAACUUUGGCUAAUGUCGAUGGAGGUGACAUUGGAGAGUGUCCAUCGUGCAAACAACUGGUUCACAUCGACCACAACAUCAACGAAUUCAAGACUUCAGCUUGCUAUUCUUGCGGAAUCCAUUGGUGUGCAAAAUGCGAACGUGAGCCACAUUUCCCAAUGACUUGCUCAUCUUAUGCCUCAUGGAUCGAGAAGUGGGAACAGGAGUACGAACUUCAUGUUCUUGAAAAGACCGAUUUCCUAAAACGUAUCAAGUGUGCUUGUGGAUACGUUAUGAAAGUUCGUAAAGAAGCUUCUCGAGCUGAAUGUGGAGGAUGUGGACGGGUAUUCUGUCCAAAAACUCUUGAGAUGCUCGAAGUUGCCUAUUGGUCUCGUGACGAGAAGACUGGAGCAGCAGUCAGAAGACUGGAGACAUCGACUGUUUUGCCUGCUAUGUGUGUUGAGACGAUUGCCGCUUCGAAAAACAUCAAGAAAGAGUUCUCUGAUGUGUGUGGAGAAGCACGCAAACUUCGAUUCUCUGUUUCCAAGAAAACUGAGUUUGAGAAAGCGGUUCGCAAACUCAAAAAUACCUACGCUGGCGUAGAAAAACUCCGCGAUAUCCGUAAAACGGUGUUGAUCAUCGUCGAAAACGGACUCGCUCAUGUAUAUAUCGAGAAGAAACAGGACGGAUUGGCUCUCAAAUCACAACUUAUCCAACUCAUGAAACAAUGGAAUGUGAUCGAGGCGGAAAUUCAGCAUCCAGGGUUUGUUUUUCUGAGAAAAUCUGAUUUCCAAACCAGAUACGCAUCCGUUGAGAAAAACCUUUCAAAGGUUAUUAAACAACUCAAGCAAGCCAACGAGUCCGAAGCUUCUUCUCAAGUGUAA